AUGACUGCUGAGUGCUGCUGCAUCUACAGGGUGCCGAAUGAUAUACGCAGGCUGAAUGAAGAUUGCUUUACCCCAAAGGUGAUCUCUAUUGGCCCCUUCCACUAUGGGCAUCCUAGGCUACAAGAUGUGGUAAUGGUCAAGCGUCUGUAUCUCAGGCAAUUCUGUCAAAGAAUUUCCAGUACCAUAAGUUUGGAGACGUUAGUCAGCUUUGUAGAAGAGAUUGAGCCUAGCGUUCGUCUUCAUUACUCAGAGCCUAUUGAGCUUAGCCCUAAGGAACUUGUGAAGGUGAUUCUAUUGGAUUCUUGUUUCUUAUUUGAGCUAUUUUGGGGGUCAUAUUAUGGUGAACGGAAUGGUGUUAUUAAGUUAAAGCCAUGGCAAGUCAAUACUGUAACAAUAGAUUUGCUCUUGCUUGAGAAUCAGCUGCCUUUUCCUGAUCUUCAAAGGCUAUAUAGUCGAAUUUUUCCCGCUAGCAUGGCUGACACCCUUCGAUAUCCUCCUUCAUUUCGUCGUCUCACUUUUGACUAUUUCACCCAUUAUAACUAUAAGAAAAUAACAUAUGAGGAAAUGACAUUAGACCAUGGAGAUGUUCCCAUUUGGCACUUCACAGAUUUGAUUAGAACAUUUCACUUACCAUCAUUGAGUAGUCAGCCAGGGAGAUUGGCCAAAUCAGUGACACAUCUUCGGAGUGCAACCGAGUUAGCUGAAGCAGGGGUGAGAUUCAGGAAAAGUAAAAGCCGAAGCAACUUGCUAGACUUCAAAUUUUCAGGACAAAUCCUUGAAAUACCAGAAUUGAAAGUGAAUGGUUUGACUGAAACUUUGCUUCGCAAUCUAGUGGCGUUGGAGCAGUGUCACUAUCCUUUUCAUUCUUACAUCACUGACUAUGUUGCCAUUAUGGACUUCCUUAUCAACACAAGCAAUGAUGUGAAUCUCUUAGUUCAGGAAGGAGUCAUCACUAACUGGCUAGGAGAACCCGAUUCUGCGGCCAACUUAUUCAAUAGUCUUUGGAAGAAUGUCACACACGUAAAUUUCACCCCCCAUUACUCAGAUAUUUGCGAGGACUUGAAUGCCUUUUGUGAAAGUCCAUGUAAUAACCUGAAGGCCACUUUGACACAUGAUUACUGCAACACUCCUUGGCAAUGUGCUGCUUCCAUUGCUGGAGUUCUGCUCCUCCUUCUCUCUUUAAUACAAGCAGUCAGUUCUAUCUUACAAGUGGUGCAGCAAUUUAAGCAAAGCUCGCCACAUUGA
Neltuma alba is the source of this 1245-nucleotide messenger RNA. Its product is annotated as UPF0481 protein At3g47200-like. The record is from RefSeq and is a predicted model, not a curated record. NCBI's taxonomy places the organism in Eukaryota, Viridiplantae, Streptophyta, Magnoliopsida, Fabales, Fabaceae. The transcript has a single exon. The coding region runs from base 1 to 1245 and encodes 414 amino acids.